CAAGUGUCCGAUUAAACCAUUCCGAAUAUUCUUGCUAAGAACUGUUCAAAUAUACUCGGUGGAAACACAUCGGUGAUGACCAUAAAAGAUGCAGUUAUUGCUACAAGGUUUAGGGGUUGUAAAGUUGGGUUUCCGUCGACGAGUGCGUCAUAAUUAGAGAAAAGGAGAUCAGUAAACUGCACAUUCUGUUUCAUGGCAGGUAUGACGACUGCAUUUCGGUUUGAUUUAACGAAAACUGUUUAAGAUAGUUAUUUUCAACUACUGGGACGAUAUCAAUAUGAAUGACAGCAUUUACUAUAGUGUCGUGCCAUGACGAGCACACUACUUGGAGUCAUUUUGGCGCCUGAUCCCGCUGGAGAAACAUCGAUCAGAUCAUACCAGGAAAAGUCUCUACCCGCAAAUCACUCAAUGUAAGGGUCGUAGCUCCGUGAAUAGUGAUUGGCUAAUAUUAAAGAAAAACUGAUGAAAUCAAUUAUUAACGCACUUUUAAUGAACACUGUACAAGUUUAAGACGUCAACUUGUGAUUGAAUCAAAAUUUUCGACACUUCAGAGCUGCAGUGGAUGACAAAGUGAUACAAAAGUUUGAGAAUUUUUUUUUUUCGAUCAUCAUGAAGAAAGGAGACAGUGUUUCAGUAGAUGGUGGAUCUCGAAUCAGAGAGAAAGUGGUCGCUAAACCUCGCAAGGUCAGUCAACUCAUUGAAGCCAAUCUUUCCUUGACAUCAACAAGAGGUCGAACAUUGACAUUCAGCGAUGUCGCCAGCGAUCGCGAAAGCGAAGCUUCGACGUCGACGCAACGUCGACGGCCGGCGCCUCAACGAGAUCGUGCUGCGAGCCUCAUGAACUUGAAGCGAGGUGCUUCACUCUACUUCGGCAAAGAUAUCACGACGUCCAUGUGGUGGAAAUACAGACAGAUCCAUGGCGGCAUUGACGCACUACGGGGUGAUCACGGCGGCGGGCAUGGCGGGGCACUAGAAUAUGAAAACUCGUACCAGCUUGAACCGAAAUCAGGUCACAAAUUCGCGCCAGGAAAAGUUGAGGAAUGCAUUCGAGAGGUUCUAGGGUAUAUAUUUGAGAAUGAGGUGUACGACCCAAAGAGGGCGGCGAUCUUGGCAGCGGCUAUAUCAGACGCGGUUAAACAGAAGGUGAAAAUGUUAUGCGGUUUUGAUCGGUACCGUUUGGUGGUCAAUGUCGAUAUCGGAUCAAGAGUACCUGGUCAAGAAGUGGUAAUUGCAAGUCGAUAUCUUUGGAAUACAGACACUGAUGGGUUUGCAACGGUGUCCAGUCAGAAUAGAACCAUGUAUAGUGUUGUUACAGUGUAUGCUGUUUACAUGGAUUAAACUAAUCCAUGCAAAAAGACGAUACCUUCAAUGUUUGGAAAUGAGAUUAAGGAAGGUCAUUGUUGCAUUGUCAUUAAAGAAGAUUUUAGAUAUUAAAAGUCUAGAGAAACGAAUUGAUGUAUAUUUCAUAAUACGAAAAAAGCUUUUAUUGACACUGCACUUUUCAGGUUAAUUUGAUUUGACCAGAAAUGUGUCGAGGCGUCUUGACAUUUUCAAUACCGAAGUAUCGAUUUUAGUACCUGUGAAACGUAAUGUUUGCUAUGUUACUAUAAAGAGUUAAUUGAAUAGUAUGCGUCAAUAUUUUCAUUUUAUACAGUGCAUAUUCAUAACACAACUAUGAUAAAUGGUCAAGAGUAUUGUUCUGUUAUAUUCGCUUGAGUUUACGCUCUAGACUACACUAUGCUUAUAGCAAGGCAAUUGAAAAAUCACAAACGAGACAAAGUGUUGACGAAUCUUGAAUGUAUAGAUACUAUAUAAUUAUGAUGAAAAAACACCCAAAUUGUAUGGCAUUGUAUGUUUCCGGCAUGGGCCAGUUCCUCAAAAUAUUUGAAAAUCUAACUUAUUACUGAUAUCUUAUCGCAAAUUUUUUAACAUGAUGAUUACAAACAUAUCUCGUCCUUAAUAUACGAACAAAAUUGUCUGUCUGAACGUUUUUCGUUUUGCAAUAUUUUGGUACAAUACAUUUGUCCCCGAGGAAGAAAAAUACUGGAAGUCUUAGAACCAACAACACAAGGGGGAAAUACUGCCACUAUUUCAUUACUAUAUUAUUUAGGAAGCAAAAGAAAUGUGUUGUAUAUUUCUUUUUAAUGUUUGUUCCUGUAUAAAUGAGUAUAUUGCUUAGUUCAUUAUAGAAUUGACUGAAAAUUCACGGAGAUAAAGUCAUAACACAAACAAAAUAAAAUUAGGUUAUAGGUAAAAUGUAUCAGUCGGAAGUACCCUAAACAGAAGACAGUGUAUCAUCAUAAAAUGUGGUGCCCGCCCCAAAAAAAUGUUGAUCUGUAUUCUUACACACAAAUACUGGUCAGUUAGUUGCUUUGGCAAUUGAAUAAAUGAAUAACUAGUCGACUUAUCGAAUACAAUUAGUAACAGUGCAAUCGGGUGUCCAUAAAGCGGCAUAUGGGCGGCUCAUUUAUAGGAAGGUGAGCUCUUUAUUAUCGAAGAAAGCAGAAAUCUCUUACUAGAAUAUAAAUCAAUUUUAUAUUUCAUUAACUAAGGAAAUGUUGGGUACCCAAUGUCGUACAUGUUCAUUGUUUAGCCAAAUAUUUGUUCGUCAUUGUCUCGGCCUCAUACAUUUCAUUUCAAAGAACAAAAGACAAACCCUCUACUUGAACACCUUACUGCACGGUAACAAACGGUAACUUCAAGAAGUUGCUGUAUUUUUACGAAGAUUGUGUAUUGUAUAAUCAUAAUAAAUUCAUGGUGUCUAUACCCAUCCUAGAUUGCAUCAUGGAGUUAUCAUUUAGAUGGUUUGCAAUUAAAUCGAUGAAAUUAUCAGAUUUGUUUAAUUUGUAAGAAUUCUAAGAGUGUCUCGAGCGAAGGGGGGGAUCUCCCAGAUUUUGACAGAGAGGGCAUGUAAAUUUCGAAUAUUUGUUUCCUUGAAAAAGAAGAGAUGUGUCUGAGUAUGAAGACCUAGUUGAGCGAUUAUUAUGAACAUACCUACGUUAAAUCUUUUCUUUUUCUUUAUUUGAAAGGACUUUUAAAGAAAAAGUAUGAAGAAGGGAGAAUUAAGAUUGUUUAGAUUCUUUUAAGAUGUAAAAGAUGAGAAAGUGUAGAAGAGAGACAUACACGCACAAUUCCCCGUAUGUAUCCAGAGGACUGACGAUAUCCAUGAUGAGUCAGCUACAUUCACUGAAACUGAUUCGUAGUUAUUUUCUCUCAUUAUAUUUGUUAUCACCAUGUCGCCUGACAGUUUGGUCAGGCUUAACCAACUACAUACAUGUAGUUUUAAUUUACACAUAAUACUGUUACGUAAGAUUUCGUUUGAUCAUGUGAUAAAGUAAGUAAAUGUUGGUAAACGAAAUCGUUAAAAUAAUCAUCGGAUCUUGUAAAAUAUCAUGUAACUCUUUAGAACAAGUCUUCUCUUUGUAAUCUUAUCUAAUUGUCUUACCAAGUGUGUUGACAGAGAAUUCAAGCUUCGUAGUGUACUUGCGAAACAGUAUUUGACCACAUAUUACCGAUUAAGUUCAGAAAUUUAGAUUUGUUAUAUGACUUUUAUUUAUGAUUAUAUAUGUAAUAAUACAUGAUAAUGCACCAAUUACUCAGUCAAUGAAUAAAACAUAUCAUUAUAACACCUAAA
This is a messenger RNA of Lytechinus pictus (painted urchin), 3634 nucleotides long. Its product is annotated as dynein light chain Tctex-type 5-like. Gene Ontology annotation, biological process: microtubule-based movement. The record is from RefSeq and is a predicted model, not a curated record. Lineage: Eukaryota; Metazoa; Echinodermata; Echinoidea; Temnopleuroida; Toxopneustidae. The coding region runs from base 610 to 1338 and encodes 242 amino acids. The transcript has a single exon. Gene Ontology annotation, molecular function: dynein intermediate chain binding. Gene Ontology annotation, cellular component: cytoplasm; cytoplasmic dynein complex.